Boleophthalmus pectinirostris (great blue-spotted mudskipper) is the source of this 784-nucleotide messenger RNA. RefSeq names its product S100 calcium binding protein S (gene s100s). Lineage: Eukaryota; Metazoa; Chordata; Actinopteri; Gobiiformes; Gobiidae. The transcript is spliced from 3 exons. The record is from RefSeq and is a predicted model, not a curated record. The coding region runs from base 130 to 459 and encodes 109 amino acids. Gene Ontology annotation, molecular function: calcium ion binding.
UUUUAUUGCUUACAUUGUUUUUGAUGCUUUAACCUAAUCUUCCUCAUUGACAGUGACCUGAGUCUGUCUGUGCACAGUCUCUCAACGCGCCCACCACUCCGACUGCCAAGAUGCCCAACACAAUGUGUUAUGUCCAAGGAGCCCAGUUCCAACCUGGAGAGUGCCAUGCAAAUGCUCAUAAAGACCUUCCACAAGUAUUCAGGCAAAGAGGGUGACAAGUACACACUGAGCAGAGGAGAGCUGAAGGAGCUGCUAAUAGAGGAGCUGGGUAGUUACUUGGGGAACUCCAAAGAUAACGAAGCCGUAGAGAAGGUCAUGAACGAUCUAGACGCCAACAACGACGGAGAGGUGGACUUCACUGAGUUCAUCAUCCUCAUGGGGGCCCUCACGGUCGCCUGCAAUGACUUCUUCCUCGAGUACAAGACAGAUGACAAGCCCAAAGAGGAGAACAAAGAAUGAAGGAUAAGUCUGCACGAGAUGUGUGGGAGAGGAGGAAAGCAUUGUAAAUUACAGGGAAAGGUUCACUAUUGUCUUAUGCAAUUUGUAAACUAUACACAAUUACUUGCAUUGCUGAAUAUGGCAGUGUCCAAGUAUAGUUUCUCUUGGUGCAAUCCAAGAGAGUUUGUUUUUCUUUUCUUGUUUUUCAUACCAAAGCAUGUCCGGAACACUGUCUCAACAUUACCAACAGGAUCCUCUCUCUUUUCUCUAAAUGAUGUGACACUUUCUGGUAUGUUUAGAAUGAGGCAAUGGAAACAGGAAGCCAGGGAUAUUUGAGAAAUUUGUG